AUGUCUGCCCCCACGAAAUACAUGCUGGUAUCUCUGCCAACAUCUAUCUCUCCCUCUGGCGAUAAAGAUGAGGCUUUAACAGCUUUGCGGUCUACAAUUUCUACGGAUAAUGGAACCACUAUACCAUUCAAGAUCCCUGAAUUUAAAAUCGGUACACUGGAUGCAUUGGUUGGGCAAGCAGAUGAUCUUGCAAAGUUGGAAAGCGCUUGUCAAGGUGUUGUAGCAAAAGUUGGGGAAUCUCUUCGCAAUUUAUUGGAAGGGGAUGAGAGCAAGAUUGCACAACAAAAAACUGUCAAUGAUAAACCAGCGGACCAAUACCUACGUACUUUCUCUUGGAACAAAGUCAAAUACCGUGCCGACAAACCACUGGCAGAGCUGAUCGAUUCAUUACAAAAGGAACUUGUUAGUAUCGAUAAUGAUGUUAAGGGUAAAAUGACCCAAUACAACCAAGUCAAGACAAAUCUUACAACAUUACAGCGGAAACAAACUGGAAAUCUCUCUACCAAAUCCCUUACUCCAGUCGUCGAUCCCAAAUUACUAGUACAGGAUUCCGAAUACCUAGAAACUCACCUCGUCGUUGUUCCAACCAAUGUCAAAAAGGAUUUCCUCAAGACUUAUGAAACCAUAUCUCCUAUGGUUGUCCCAAGAUCCUCGGUGGAGGUUACCCACGAUGAUGAAUUCACAUUAUUUGCAGUUACAACAUUUAAAAAGCACAGCGCAGAAUUUCAACACAAAUGCAGAGAAAAUAAAUGGACUCCCCGCGAUUACAAGUAUGUAGAGGGUGGGCAGGAGCAGGAGAAGAAGGAGGCUGAGCGAGUAGAAAAGGAUGAGCGCAAGGUAUGGGGUGAAGCUUUAAGGCUUAGUAGAACUGGUUGGAGUGAAGCUGUUAUGAUAUGGAUACACGUCUUAACUUUGAGAGUAUUUGUUGAGACGGUCUUGAGAUAUGGAUUACCUCUGGAUUUUGUCUGUGGUUUGGUCAAGGAGCAAAGAAAGCGAAAACAGCCCUCGAUUCAGCAUAUGGUUACCUCGGAGGUAAUGCUUUUGGUCGAGACAAGAAAGGAAAGGCUCUAA
Sclerotinia sclerotiorum 1980 UF-70 is the source of this 1071-nucleotide messenger RNA. RefSeq lists its product as hypothetical. Gene Ontology annotation, cellular component: vacuolar proton-transporting V-type ATPase, V1 domain. The transcript has 5 exons. The record is from RefSeq and is a predicted model, not a curated record. Gene Ontology annotation, molecular function: proton-transporting ATPase activity, rotational mechanism. Bases 1 to 1071 code for a protein of 356 amino acids. NCBI's taxonomy places the organism in Eukaryota, Fungi, Ascomycota, Leotiomycetes, Helotiales, Sclerotiniaceae. Gene Ontology annotation, biological process: proton transmembrane transport.